Molecule: messenger RNA, 1735 nt
Organism: Fomitopsis serialis
Lineage: Eukaryota; Fungi; Basidiomycota; Agaricomycetes; Polyporales; Fomitopsidaceae
Exons: 3
Coding region: 1-1413 (470 amino acids)
Source: RefSeq, a predicted model, not a curated record
AUGAACUCGAACCAGGACUUCCGACUCUCCGAUUUAUUCUUGGUCGGCCAGGCGACCUCACGAACAUUCGGUGAUUUAUGUCUCAAGCCGUCAUUGAGGAACCCUAUCUCCACCACCAAAAGGAGCGUCUCGCAACCCAGCAACACCGUCAAGGCUGCUGUCCGAAAGGACUUUGCGAAGCUCUACUGUGGUGAACAUAUCAUUGACCGUCUGCAAGGAUACAUUGACUUUUCACACAAUCUACCCGGGAGGCUACCAUCUGAGCCAGCUCCUACGCAGCCGUAUCGCGCACGCGCUGCUCCUGGCAAAGAUCGUGUGCUGCCUCCGACAUCGCAGAUAACGGAGGCCGUCGGACAGAUGUAUCAAGAGGAGAUGAGGCUCCGGCAACAUUCCCCCCUCCCGCUCACGACGAAUGAUUCUGUUCAAGACGAGGUUGGGCAUCAGAUACUGCCAUUGCUGAAUCAUGCGAUCAAGACCUACACUCAUAACACCAUCAUCCCUGGUAAUUUACCUCCGCAUUCUGAACGUACGGAUAGCACGCAGCGCGACCACUUCGAAGAGGUCAACGCAUCUGAGGCUGUGAACAUCGAUGUCGCACAGCAGCUCCUCUUCUUUCCAUGCUGGGCGCGACACGCCAUCGGUUCCCUGCAAUGGGAGCAGGCUGAAGAAACCGCAGGAAAAGCGUCCUCGGGAAAGGCAGACUAUGCCCUGUUCAUCUCGCCCGCCUUAGAUGGCGUCUGUGCUCACGGCGAGGUCAGACAGCCAUGGAUCUACACUACCCGGGAGAUCCAUGAAGUCUAUACCGGGCCCGAGUGGGCUGUCAUGCCCACAGCACCGUACAACUUUCAACGCGGCUCGGGAUUCGAGCGUACGAAAGCUAUCAAUUCGCUUCUGAAGAUGGCCUUUGGUCAGAUCCGCGGACUCAACUCGCAUAUCGGGUUCUUCACCAACCUGUCGGUGGUAGUUUUCUACUUCUACUUCGACGGGAAGCCAGUCAAGGAGGUCAGCGAUGGUGAUGAUGUGGCAGACAAUUCUGAUUCAUCGACGUCACUGGAAGAGGCACCGCCACAACUCCAGCUGCGGUCUCGACGCUCGACGCGUAUGCGCAGUAAGGUAGAAGAACAUGCGGACAAGAAAUUGGGUAACACGGUGCCAAAGCUGGACGAUACGAAGGCGGAGCCCGAGCCUGAGCCUGAGGUGGACUCAGACUCCGAGUCUGACGACCUCAAAAGCGGCCUCGUCCUAUCGUAUCCGAUCGACUUUACGGAUCCCCGGGUGCUUCUGUGCCUGCAGGCAAUGACGUUUUUGGCCCUUGACGCGCAGAAGUGGGAUGACGAUGGCAAGAGGAUCGUCGACAUCCUGGCGCCAGGCGAUGAACUGACGCAGAUCCGGCCGGUCAAUGCUCAAGAGUGACCUGGCGGUGGUCUCGCUGUAUCAUCUCAUGUCUCGGAAUGGAGUUGAAUUAGGACGGGGGUAAGUAUGGCAUGGCUUUGCAAUUGAUGUCUGAUGAUAAGGAGUUGAUUCUUGCCUCCGAAUGCUCGCGACAAAGACCUCUUUCUUGCCAGUGUACUUGUACUUUUGAUCAUGACACGAGACUGCGAGUGUUUUCAUCAGUUCGACGUGCGUAUUUACUGUGUUCGCUAGUGACUGAUGAACUUAGGUAGUCGUCCGUGAUCUCAUACUUGAUGCCUCUGUAUACUUACUAUUGUCGAAUCAACUGCCUCGUUCUGUACGA